AUGGUGAAAAACCUGACGAUAUUGAUGUUGGUAUCCCGUGACUUUAUCCACGUUACGGUGGAGAAGGCUGAUGUUGGGAAAUAUACUCAGUAUAAGAACGCAGAUUCUUCCAUCAGUUACAACAUCACCACAACAUACAAAUCACCUUUCAAUCAACCAUCUACUCCAUCCAACCUCUGCUUCACAGCCGUUCCCAACCAUACAGGACCAGACCCUUUCAACAACGGUCACGAAAUCCCUGUCCUUCAAAUCGAUAUCGUAGCCCGGACUAAACAAAAAUACACCAUCCGAAUCCAAUUACAAUGUCUCAACGAGUCCGAUCAAGUCAAGAAGCUCAAGAACAAUUCCAAUGUCAAAGAUUACUACAAGUACAAAGAAUCAUAUAGAUUGCUAGGCGAGAAUAAGGACGUCAAGGACUUCUUGAAAGCUCGAAAUGCAAAGGCCAAUGAUAAGAACGAUGAACGUAGCAAAAAGAUCGUCGAAAGACUUGGGGAUACCGCCGAUGUAGUAGCCUAUCUCAAACCAUACGAUAAAGUCGGAAAGCUCGCUGGCGACAAAGACUUCAAGGCAUAUCGCGGGGCCGAACAAGUUAGAAAACUUAUGAUGGCCAGUGAGGAGGUAUUGGAGUGGAAGCGAGCACUGGCCGCAGCAAAGGUCAUAAAAGAGGCAGGCUUUAAACCUGUAACAUUGCCGGUGAGAGGAGCGAGAAAUACCACGACGGGUGGGAUUGGUUCGAGUGGGAAUAAGAAGAUUGAGAGUGACUCGGAUAGUGACGUGGGGGUAUUUAAGAUGGAUAAAUUACCAAAGAAAACUAAGACGCUCGAACGUCCAACAGCCGAAAAGACAGAUGGAAAGGGAAAGACGGGAAGAAAAGAGGAAUCGGGUCAAUCUACAAAGACUCAUAAGGAGACUGCGGGAGAUAAAUCUGGAUCUACUUCGACUCCACCUAGCCAGGGCAAAGGAGAGGUACCUCACCGUCGUAGUCGCAGUCGCGACAUUAAACGUACAGCACCCUAG
Sclerotinia borealis F-4128 is the source of this 1017-nucleotide messenger RNA. NCBI's taxonomy places the organism in Eukaryota, Fungi, Ascomycota, Leotiomycetes, Helotiales, Sclerotiniaceae. The record is from the annotation of a GenBank genome assembly.